AGCGUUAAGUAAAAUUCGAAAACAGAUUAAACCUAGACAAACACUAAUAGUCUAAUCCUCGGUAUUUUGCUACAUUGUUGUGCUGAAUUGCAACAAAUCUUCGCCUGAAACGUGUGGUGGAGCCUCUGUGGGCCCUACCUUCUGACCGUGUAAGAGUAAUAGGCUGACUAAAACAGCUAUUCAUGAGCCAUUCAAAUACAAUGCAAACUAGUCUACAGUUGUAGGCAAAUCACAGUACUGCACACAGUAACGUUGACAACUGUAAGUACACAGCACGCAGUGUUUGGUAAACCUGCACACAGACAUCAUUUAGAAAAUCUACAGAUUAGCUAUAUUUAUUCUUUUGCUUAGUACUCUUAUAUUGGUAAUCUUCUGGCUAUAUUACUAUUAAGCCUGCCAAUUCUGUAUGUAAUUUUUGAAUCCUUGAAAAUGCAGCUUCAUCCUGUUUUAUUAAAGCUAGAGUGGUAGCCUAAUUGUACAGUAUCUGAUCACACUGGACAACUGGAAGAGGGGGAACUGCAUUUGGCUUGUGAUUUUACCAACCGUGUGUAAAUCCAGGCACUUGGUUUAAGCAUGUUGUGUGUAAAAGAAUUAAGAUUAAAAUCAUCCUUUUAUGAUUGGGAAAACAUAAUUCUAAUGCUUCGGCUGGCUUUGCCAGCUGUUUAUGUUAGUGGACAUGGAUAGGAUUAGAGAUUUAUUGACUGGGAUUUUAGCUUUUAGGAUUAUAGAGAUGCUCAGUGAUAUUGCUGGUUAUGGCCUUUCUGUGAUCCAGCUUUAUAUCUGUGAAACAUUGCGUUAUUAUUGUUUAACAGUACGGAUGAGCUCACUUGUCUGUAUUACUGAAGACAGAGUUACAUUUUGUAUUUUUUAAUUUAAAUGGAAAUGUAGGAGACGCUUUUGGAAAGUAGCAGGCACAGACUGCCCUUAAGGGACCCAAGAACAGCUAGUGAUCUACAACUCCAGGCUGUUUGCCACUGCUCAUUGUUUAUCAUGCAGUCAGCUGACCCUGAUCAGGCGCUUGGAAAGGAGAAGUGAUGAGGGAGAGGAACUCCUUAACUAUCAACAAGUGCCCUGGUAGCUGGAGUAAGGUAAUUGAAAAAGCAGAGUAAAAUGAGUGAACUGGACCAGUUACGCCAAGAGGCAGAGCAGCUCAAAAAUCAGAUCAGAGAUGCCAGGAAAGCAUGUGCAGAUGCCACACUAUCACAGAUCACAGCUAAUAUUGACCCCGUUGGCCGAAUCCAGAUGCGUACAAGACGAACGCUGCGGGGUCAUUUGGCUAAAAUCUAUGCCAUGCAUUGGGGAACAGAUUCCAGGCUCUUGGUCAGUGCCUCUCAAGAUGGCAAACUCAUUAUUUGGGACAGCUAUACCACAAAUAAGGUUCAUGCCAUUCCACUUCGAUCUUCCUGGGUCAUGACUUGCGCGUAUGCACCUUCAGGAAAUUAUGUGGCCUGUGGUGGCUUAGACAACAUCUGCUCGAUUUACAACCUGAAAACACGCGAGGGGAAUGUACGCGUGAGCCGUGAGCUCGCUGGACAUACAGGAUAUCUGUCCUGCUGUCGCUUUCUUGAUGACAACCAGAUUGUUACAAGCUCUGGAGAUACCACUUGUGCCCUUUGGGACAUUGAGACUGGCCAGCAGACAACUACAUUUGCUGGACAUACAGGUGAUGUCAUGAGCCUGUCAUUGGCCCCUGACUCGCGGUUAUUUGUCUCUGGUGCUUGUGAUGCUUCAGCUAAACUCUGGGAUGUUCGAGAGGGCAUGUGCAGACAGACGUUCACCGGCCAUGAGUCUGACAUCAAUGCCAUUUGUUUCUUCCCUAAUGGCAACGCCUUUGCCACGGGCUCCGAUGAUGCCACCUGCAGGCUGUUUGAUCUGCGUGCCGAUCAGGAAUUAAUGACCUACUCUCAUGAUAAUAUCAUCUGUGGCAUCACCUCUGUUGCAUUCUCAAAGAGUGGCCGUCUUCUUCUGGCGGGAUAUGAUGACUUCAACUGUAACGUGUGGGACACAUUAAAAGCUGACCGUGCUGGUGUCUUGGCUGGACAUGAUAACCGUGUUAGCUGCCUUGGAGUCACUGAUGAUGGCAUGGCAGUUGCAACGGGAUCCUGGGACAGUUUUCUGAAGAUCUGGAAUUGAAGCCUGAAGAUGUUCUUUUAACUCCAAAGUUGACUGGAAGACCAUUACAACUUCAGAAUGUUCACAGCAUCUUCUUCAACACUGUUUAAACUGACUUGGACACCAGAAAAACGAAGGGAAACCAAUGCCUUUCCUACACAAAGAAGAGCACAAUUGUUUAUCACCUAGUUAAGAAAGGAUCUCCUGUGGUAUCAAAUCAGAAACUUGUGCAUUCCUUCUUGGACCAUUUUAUGUUACCUUGAAAGAGAAAACAACACUAUCAUCCCAUGCAAAUGUGUGCGUCUUGAAAGCAAAUGUCGGAGUGUAAUUGUACAAAUUAUUUAACUUUUUUUUUUUUUUUUAAGAAUUCUAUUCUGAUGGUUUGUUAUUCUUGAUGGCUUUCUUUUUGUCAUAUUUCUUUAGUGGUUUUAGAUAUGUUUGAAUUACAGCUUGUCUUUCUAAUCCAGUUAAAUCAUAUAAGACAGAUGAGAGAAAACAUGCAGCAAGUAAUGCAAGUAAAAGCUUGGAUCAUAUUACACGAGCAGCUUUCAAAAUGUCCAUGAUGUAUUUAUAUACUAGCUGUUUUUGUUUCAUCACAGCCUUUUGCACAUGAAGAAGCUUUGCCUCUCAACUAAUACUAUGUUAACUAACCAAGCACAUGCUAUAAGUUAUGAAUGCUCAUUCCAGUACAAAAGGAGUUAUUACGAGUAACUUAUACAGUUAACCCCCUUACUUCUUGUACAUGCCUUUGACUUUGGGUGGGAAGGGGUGGGGUAGCAAGGUAGGUGCUGAGAUAAUUAGGGCAUGGAUGAAUUUUAUUAUAUGGAUGGGGGAUUGUGCUUAGUAUCCACUUUGAGUGAAACACCUCACCUGACUAAAUAGACACUUCCUUUGCUUGGGACUGCAGUUGCAACUCUGUGAAUGAAAUGUACAAAUCAAUGUCUGAAAAUAAUGGUCUAAUGUUUUAAGUUAAGACAUUUAAUUUUGUCUGCCAUGAGUUAAUUUAGAUGUGCAUGCUGUAGACUUGCUUUCAAUGGUGCAAAAUCCUAGAUUUUUUUUUGUUUUGUUUUGUUUGUUUCUGAAGAGGAGAGUAACAUAUGGAUUUGAACUUAAUAGAAGCCAAUUUUUUUGGCUCCAACUCUGCAUACAUCAUGUACUAAUACUGGUAACGCUAUGCACCAGAGUGAGCAAGAAUGGAGAAAGACUUAAUAUUGAUCGCAUACUUAGUGUAAAUUAUGCUUACCAGUUCUAUUGAUGCCAAUUUUUGUAAUAAUUAUAACAAUCAUUGUGAGAAUUCUAUCCUUGAUGAGUCCUUUUCUCUCCUUCAAAUCUUCACACUUAAUGGAACAAAAUCGUCCUCACAUGCUGUCCAUGCUAAAACUUUUGUACAUUUUUUUUUUCUUGGUCUUAAAUUGAAAAUUGGAACAUCUGAAUGACAACAUUUCACUGUAUACAUAAGCACUUUUGUUAAAGUUGUGACAUAUUUUCACUUUUCUUUUUUUUUUCUGCAAUGAUGUACAAUAAAUGUGAUGUAUUCGUGUGUGGCCACAAGUGAAAAUGCAAUUCAACUGAGAUGGAUUCCCUUUUCUCUUUCCAUUAAUAUUAUAGAGCUCUGCACCCUUAUGUACCUUUCACUUUUUGUAUUUCAUUUCAGUCUGUUGGUGUUACACGGUGAGCUGGAUGCAAGAUAGAUACUGUACUAAAUUGUACUGUUAUUGAUUGAAAAAUGUAAUAAAAAGCUGUUUGAGA
Molecule: messenger RNA, 3861 nt
Organism: Scatophagus argus
Lineage: Eukaryota; Metazoa; Chordata; Actinopteri; Scatophagidae
Gene: gnb1b
Product: guanine nucleotide binding protein (G protein), beta polypeptide 1b
Exons: 11
Coding region: 1111-2133 (340 amino acids)
Biological process (GO): G protein-coupled receptor signaling pathway
Cellular component (GO): cytoplasm; heterotrimeric G-protein complex
Molecular function (GO): protein binding; signaling receptor complex adaptor activity
Source: RefSeq, a predicted model, not a curated record